Ctenocephalides felis (cat flea) is the source of this 533-nucleotide messenger RNA. RefSeq names its product UDP-glucuronosyltransferase 1-6-like. NCBI's taxonomy places the organism in Eukaryota, Metazoa, Arthropoda, Insecta, Siphonaptera, Pulicidae. The record is from RefSeq and is a predicted model, not a curated record. The transcript has 4 exons. Gene Ontology annotation, molecular function: UDP-glycosyltransferase activity. Bases 108 to 533 code for a protein of 141 amino acids.
GAUCUUAGUUACCUUAAAACUCGAGAACUGGUGAAUCGAUUUAGACAAUUUUAGUCUUGAAAUACUCCUCGUAGUUCAGAGAUGCUCACCCCAACGUACGUCUAUUCAUGUCUCACAGUGGACUGUUAGGAACAACAGAAGCAGCACACCAUGGGGUUCCGAUGAUUGCUACCCCAAUCUAUGGGGACCAGUUUAUAAAUGCAGCGGCCAUCGAGUCACGUGGCAUGGGCCGAAUUUUGAACUACGAAGAUCUUAAUGAAGAACACAUUACUCAAACAUUGAAUGAAGUUCUGAAACCCAGUUAUUUACAAAACGCUAAGCGAGUUUCUGCCAAUUUCUUAAACCGACCUCAAUCACCAAUCGACUUGGCCGCUUGGUGGACAGAACGUGUAGCUGAGGUAGGCAUCGAAAGUCCACCUCUUUGGAGAUCAGAAGCUGUUGAUAUGUGCUGCAUCCAAUAUUAUAUGUUGGACGUGUAUGCAUGUUUAUUGAUUAGCAAUUCUGGAGAAUUUAAGGAUUCAAAGAAAUACUGA